Molecule: messenger RNA, 1725 nt
Organism: Lodderomyces jiufengensis
Lineage: Eukaryota; Fungi; Ascomycota; Pichiomycetes; Serinales; Debaryomycetaceae
Product: NAPDH-dependent diflavin reductase
Exons: 1
Coding region: 1-1725 (574 amino acids)
Cellular component (GO): cytosol
Molecular function (GO): NADPH-hemoprotein reductase activity; FMN binding; flavin adenine dinucleotide binding
Source: RefSeq, a predicted model, not a curated record
AUGCCUGAGAAUAUUACCAUACUAUAUGGAUCGGAAACAGGAAAUGCCGAGGAAUAUGCAAAGUAUCUAAAGCUUCGCUUAAAAAGCUAUUCAUUGAAAACUACCUUAUCAUCAUUAGAUUCAUAUGAGUUGAAAAAUUUAAUUACAAGUACAGAAUAUUUAAUUAUAAUAUGUUCAACUACAGGUCAAGGAGAAUUACCAAGGAAUGCUAAAUCAUUUAUGAAAUUCAUAUUGAAGAAAAAGUUACCUUAUGAUUUAUUUCAACAUAUCCAUUUAACAACUUUAGGGUUAGGCGAUUCUUCGUAUACUAAAUAUAAUUAUGCAAUCAAAAAGAUACAUACUAGAAUGAUGCAAUUAGGAUGUCAAGAAUUAUCACCAAGAUGUGAAGCAGAUGAAAUGUCACCAGAAGGAGUUGAUGGAUAUUAUUUGGAAUGGGAAUCACAACUUAUAGCGUCAUUAUUGAACCAUUUCCCAGAUUGCAAAAAGAUUGAAGAAGGUGUUGUACCUAUGCCACAGUAUAAAAUUACAAUUGAUAAAAGUUGCAAAGAGCUAGAAGAAAAUUCAUUGCUACCUAAGAUAUAUAAUGAUUUACAAAAUGGUGUUGUGCUAUCAAAUGAAAGAAUAACUACCUCAGACCAUUUCCAAGAUGUAAGGCAUAUUAAAUUUAAAGGUGAAAGUCUAAAAUAUUAUCCUGGAGAUACGAUAUCAUUAUACCCUUCCAAUUUCGAUGAAGACGUUGAAGCAAUACUAGAAUGUCAACCCCAAUGGUUAAAAGUUGCAGAUAAACCGCUAAAAAUUAAAAACUUGAUUGAUGGUGAGCAAAAUAUUACCCUUAGAAAUCUAAUAAAGUACCACUUGGACAUUAUGUCUAUUCCAAAAAGAAGCUUUUUUGCAAUACUAUGGCAUUUUUGUAGUUCCUCAACUGAAGACGGUUUGAGAGAACAGGAAAAAUUAAAGGAGUUUGGAUCAUUCGAGGAUCCUGAGGAGCUAUAUAACUAUGCAAAUAGACCAAGAAGACUGAUAUUGGAAACGCUCCAAGAAUUCAAAAAUAAUUUGGUUAUACCUGUUUCCUAUGUCCUAGAUUUGAUUCCUUUAAUUAAACCAAGAAUGUUUUCAAUAGCAUCAAAGCCAAGUGAAACAGAAAUAGAAAUCGUUGUUGCAGUUGUUGAGUAUAAAACCAUAAUAAGGAGAAUUAGGAGAGGUUUGUGUACUAGAUGGUUAAAAUCAUUAACUCCAAAUGAUGACAUUAAAUUCACAAUCGAUAAAUCGUCUUUCAAAUUGGCCCAAUUUCCUCUCAUAAUGGUUUCACCGGGAACAGGUGUUGCACCAAUGAAGUCAAUCAUUGACGAAGUUUUGCACAAGAAUUCAUCACAAGAAAUGUAUCUAUUCUUUGGUUGUAGAUUCGAAGAAAAAGAUCAUUUAAUAAAAUCAUUCUGGGAAAAAUCAAGUAACUUACAUAUCUAUGAUUGCUUCUCCAGAGACUCAGAAUCUAAGUUUAAAUAUGUUCAAGAUGCUCUAGUUGGUAAUUGGAAUUUGAUUGGUGACUUAUUGAUUAAUCAAAAUGCUUCAAUUUUUGUUUGUGGAUCAAGUGGUAAAAUGCCUAGAGAAGUCAAAUUAUCAUUCAUAGAGAUCGUAAAAAAGUUCAAAAAUAUUUCUGAAGAUGAAGCUAAAACAUAUAUAUUCAAAUUAGAAGAUAUUGGUAGGUACAAGGAAGAUGCUUGGUAA